Molecule: messenger RNA, 878 nt
Organism: Tricharina praecox
Lineage: Eukaryota; Fungi; Ascomycota; Pezizomycetes; Pezizales; Pyronemataceae
Exons: 1
Coding region: 142-687 (181 amino acids)
Source: RefSeq, a predicted model, not a curated record
GUUUCGGACUGCUUUCGGAAGCAGCGAGGCGAGCCGAUCACCGACAACCGGAAGCACAAGAAUGGGAAGCCUGCCAACAAGGCUGGUACACAGUCAACAGCGAAGGCACAUACAACUUCGGUGGUUCCCGAAGCGGUGUGGAUGGCGAGUGACCCCAAUGCCACUAACAGAGGCUGGGAUUUCUACCUCGACAGUGCCUGCAGCACCCACGUUACCAGCCGCCGGGAUGUGUUUGUUGAAUACACUGAAAUUCCGGAAGGGAAGCGGCCAGUAAAAGGAUCCGAGGGUUCAGUCCUCUUCGCCCGUGGUCCAGGCAACAUCAAACUCAGGAUGCGACUGCCAAACAAUACCAGUCAAGACGUGACAAUCCGGAAUGUACUCUACGUACCAGGAAGUGCCAAUUUGAUCUCUCAAGGUAUGCUCAUGGAACUUGGCCUACGCAUCGUUCCAGUCAAUGGCUACGGUGUCAAAAUCUACAACCGCAACAAUACCCGCUUGCUUGCCUGUGCUCCGCAGGUUGCCUGGAUGUACCCGUUUGACCUGGUUUGGACUGGCAGAGAUGUUGCGAGAUCUGGAUCUUCAACUCUUUCAGCUCUUAAAACUACUGCACAGACAAACGGGGGAGUCGCACAGCUACGCCUUGGGCCUCACUCCAUUGCACACUUGGGAUCUAGCCUCGCCACUUGAGAUGAUGAGAUUUGGACGGCUACUGGCCUCUGGGGGAGUGGGGGAACGAGUGUGUUUCCGGUGAGUAGUCUACUAGCCGUUUGGAGGACCGGUGGUGGGUGCUUGGAAUACCUAUUUAGUGCUGUAGCGGGUCCAAUUUUGAGUUUCUUUUCUCUCUCUCUCUCUUGUACCUGUAGCUCCUAGACCCGGAC